AUGACCGACAGUUCAGUUGAAGCGGAGUCCGCUAUCAAAAGAAGAAAGAUAGAAGACGACAACAACAACAAUGACGACAAGGUCGUUCAGCAUCACCAAUGUCAGUUGUUCAUCAAGCGGAAGAAUAGAUACUGUUCCAUGCAGCGAAAGGCUACAGAGAAGUACUGUUCGGAACACAUGAUUCAUGACAAUGACCAAGAAGGCAAGAAAAAGCGAGUGCCAUGUCCCUUAGACCCCACCCAUACUGUCUGGGAGUACAACUUGAAGAAGCAUGUCAAGAAGUGCAACACCCGACCCUCCGAAGUACAUGAUGAAUGGUACGAAUUGGAUGUGAAUUCACAGAAAAAGACCUCAGACAAAGAGUCUGGCGGGGGGACUGCUCUUGACGACAAGGAGCUCUACGCCAAAUACAUUCCUAUUUUACGGAACUACGAGAUCCAAGACUUGGAGUACCGCAUUGAAGAUCACAGUGGAUGUUGGGGCAGAAUUGGGGAAUUGAAGAACCAAAAACAUGCGUUGCAACAGCUGUCGUUGAUUGGGAACCUCCGUGACCAAGGACUUCUUUCCAGUUCCAAGUUCUAUGUUGAAUUUGGAUGUGGGAAGGCAGAGCUUUCUCGGUAUGUGAAUUUGUGCAUCGAACAAGAUGAGAAGAAGCAAGAACAUCAAGAACAAUAUGGUUAUGGUUUAAUUGACAGGGGAGUCAACAGAAUGAAGAUGGACAAGAAGAUCUUGAGUGAAUCAUCCAAGAAACCCACUGUAUUGAGAUCUUUAAUGGACAUUAAAGACUUUUCACUUGCCAAGUUUCAAAAUGUGUGCAAGUCCCAACACAUCGUUGGUAUUUCCAAGCACUUGUGCGGUGCAGCCACGGACUUGACAUUGAAUGCCGUUCUUCAGACCCAAAUGAGAGGAAUAGACGGCAUUCUUAUAGCCAUGUGUUGCAGACAUGUGUGCUUGUGGGACCAACUCUUGCCCAGAUCACGUGACUACUUGACAGAGCAUGGGUUCCCCGAUGAACAAGCCUUUUACAUACUUAAAAAGAUGGUUUCAUGGGCUAUCAGUGGGGUAGGCCAAGCUGGUGACAACACGCACGUGAGUGGGUUAACGGUUAGUGAAAGAGAAGAGUUGGGGUUAAAAGCCAGAAGACUCGUGGAUCAAAGUAGGGUGGAAGCCGUUAUUGACACCCUAACACCACUCCAAAACCAGUAUAGGACAGAGAUGUUUUGGUACACCACUAGAGACAUAACCUUAGAAAACGUGGCCCUAUUGAUCAAAAGAAUUGAAGAUUAA
Messenger RNA from Lizanozyma spartinae, 1287 nucleotides. RefSeq names its product tRNA:m4X modification enzyme (gene TRM13). The record is from RefSeq and is a predicted model, not a curated record. Lineage: Eukaryota; Fungi; Ascomycota; Pichiomycetes; Serinales; Debaryomycetaceae. The coding region runs from base 1 to 1287 and encodes 428 amino acids. The transcript has a single exon. Gene Ontology annotation, biological process: tRNA methylation.